AUGUCUUCCCUUCCCCAGCCGACACUGUGCAGGCUCCGGACUCACCAGUGGUGCUUCAUCCUCUUCAAUGUCCUGCUUUUCCACGUGUUGCUCUUCGGGGCAGAUUUACUGGAGGAAUAUUUCCUGCACUCCUUUCCCCUGUCCUACACCGAUGCAAAGACUCUGGAGAUCAGGGAGAGGGCCAGGAAGCUGGACAUGGGUCCCCUAAAGGCCAACCUCUCUCACACUGUCAGCAGUGCAGUGACAUGCUCAGACCAAGAGCUGUUUUUGCUCAUCCUCGUCCACAGCAGCCCAGAAAACAGGACAAGGCGCGACACGAUCAGGCAGACGUGGGGCAACGCGACAGACACCAGAGGUUACACCGUCCUCACUCUGUUUGCUGUAGGAAAGGCAGCUUCAGAAAGCACCCAGCUGGAGAUCAGUGAAGAGGCUCACAAGCACAGGGACAUUAUUGAAGGUGCUUUCAUCGAUUCCCCGCAGACACAGACACAGAAGAUGCUGCUGAGCGUGGAGUGGGCGGUGACUUUCUGUCCCCGGGCGAGAUUUAUCCUCGAAGCAGACGAGGACGUGUUUGUGGGUGUUCCAAGCCUGGCUGGGUACCUGCUGAGCUUAACACAACUAGAGGACAUCUACCUUGGGAGGGUUGUUCAUCAGGGAGUGCCUGACAGGGACCCCCAAAGCCCUGCCUUCGUUCCCACCCAUCAGUAUCCCGAGGAGUUUUACCCGGAUUUCUGCCACGGCAGCGCCUUCGUCAUAUCCCAGGACGUCGCCCGCAAGGUUUACGUGGCUGCCAAGGAGGUGCCACUGUCAGUGCCCCCAGAUGUUUUUGUGGGAAUCUGUGCUAAGAAAGCUGGGAUCACUCCCACGCACAGCUCCCGCUUUUCCGGGGGGAAGCACAUCAGCUACAAUCGAUGCUGCUAUAAAUUCAUCUUCACCUCUUCCAACGUGAAGGAGGACGAGCUAUUUAAAGCCUGGGAGGAAACAAGCAGUGGGGAAGAUUGUUCCUUGCUGGAAACCUACUACAGCCUGGUGUCCUGCAGGGUUCUGACCUACAUUGACAAGUUCAAGCAGUUCAACUUGGAUAGAAUAAAAAAUGAGGUUCUUCAUUUUGUCAAUUAA
Messenger RNA from Manacus vitellinus (golden-collared manakin), 1119 nucleotides. RefSeq names its product putative UDP-GlcNAc:betaGal beta-1,3-N-acetylglucosaminyltransferase LOC100288842. Bases 1 to 1119 code for a protein of 372 amino acids. The transcript has a single exon. Gene Ontology annotation, cellular component: membrane. Lineage: Eukaryota; Metazoa; Chordata; Aves; Passeriformes; Pipridae. Gene Ontology annotation, molecular function: hexosyltransferase activity. The record is from RefSeq and is a predicted model, not a curated record.